Messenger RNA from Artibeus jamaicensis (Jamaican fruit-eating bat), 1655 nucleotides. It is a transcript of the gene UBXN8, whose product is annotated as UBX domain protein 8. Gene Ontology annotation, molecular function: ubiquitin binding. The transcript has 8 exons. Gene Ontology annotation, cellular component: nucleus; endoplasmic reticulum. The record is from RefSeq and is a predicted model, not a curated record. Lineage: Eukaryota; Metazoa; Chordata; Mammalia; Chiroptera; Phyllostomidae. The coding region runs from base 215 to 1045 and encodes 276 amino acids.
CACAAGAUUUGGCUUGGCGGGCGGCCCGAGCGGCCUUCGCCGGACACCGUGUGAAGUGCGGAGCUGACUGGUAACUCCUCUGCCAGAGUUCAAAAUCCAAUCUGAGAACCGACCCGCCUCCACGCUUUAGCGUUCCUGAAUUCCCGCCUUCGGGAUCGGUGCCCGGGACCGUCCUCGGGGAGGCGGGGCCGGAAAAGGAGGGCCUUCCUCCGCCAUGGCAUCUCCCGGGGUCGUUGGCAUUUUCCUCCUCUCUGCGCUCCCCCUCUUGUGUCUGGAACUCCGGCGGGGAAUCCCGGACCUAGGAAUUAAAGAUAUAAUUUUGCUGUGUGGCCGGAUUUUCUUACUGCUUGCUCUUCUUACUUUAAUUAUUUCUGUGACUACCUCAUGGCUUAACUCGUUCAAAUCUUCCCAAGUUUAUCUGAAAGAAGAAGAAGAGGAGAAUGAGAAAAGGCAAAAGCUUGCAAGAAAAAAACAACAGGAGGCACAGGGUGAAAAGGCCAGCAGAUACAUAGAGAAUGUUCUAAAACCUCACCAAGAAAUGAAAUUGAAAAAACUGGAAGAGCGCUUUUAUCGAAUGACGGGGGAAACCUGGAAGUUAAGCAAUGGUCAUAAACUUGGGGGUGAUGAAGAUUCAGUGCUUGAAAAUGAGAGUCAGACAUCUCUUGAAACAUCCAACAGAAAAGCAGCGAAGAGACGGAAAUUGCCUAAGCCUUCAACCAAAGUUUCACCACCUGGCGAACAGCCGGAGGAGGUUCCAGGUUUACCGGAAGAACCUCCUGAAACAGCUGAAGAAGCAGUUACUGUUGCUCUCCGGUGUCCGAGUGGGAGGGUCCUGAGGAGGAGGUUUUUGAAGUCUUGCAGUUCACAGGCUCUAUUUGACUGGAUGCUGAAGAUUGGGUACCACACCUCCCUGUACAGCCUUUCCACGUCCUUUCCCAGAAGGCCUCUGGAAGUGGAGGGAGGCCUUCACUGCAGGACACUGCAGGACGUAGGAAUAACUGUGGAUACCAUACUCAAUGUGGAAGAAAAAGAGCCAAGCAACUAGAAAUGAGAACUGUCUGUCCUACAUAAAAUCACUUAUGUGACAACCUUAAGGAUUCACAUUAAAAUCACGCCAGUAACACUGAUGUUGAUGUCCAUGAGAAUAUAAGGACUACUCUCUGCACAUAAUUAUUUUUGGAAUGUCACUUUAUAAUGUACCGCAGGGACCCUGACUAGGUAAGCUGUUGGUCAGAGCAUCAUCCUGGUACACCAAGGCUGUGGGCUUGAUCCCCAGUCCGGGCACAUAGAAGAAUCAGCCAAUGAAUGCAUAAAUAAGUGGAACAACAGACUGAUUUCUCUCUCUGUCCCUCCCCGUUCUGCCCUCUAAAAAAGUAAGUAAGAACCAGAAAAACGAAGCCUAUGACUUUAGUUUCUGCCUCAUCAAUUCAUCUUAAUCACACUAUAAAUAUUUUACAAUUCAGUGAAACUCUUCAAGGUCUUUUAAGUUGGAAUGUUUACUCUGCUGUCUUUCUAGAAGUGAAGAACUUUGGAAGAAUAUUCAAAGCCCUUUACAGCUUUAAAGUUCUUUUAUUAGGUAUGGAUUAAUCUUCACUUAUGUCUGGGAUUUAUGUACCUUUGCCCUAUAAUGCAGUAUUAAAAGGCUGUGAACUUUG